CACCCUCCCAUUCUGCAAUCUCCGCUUCUCGACUUCUUUUUCUUGCACUGUGCCACUGUCUACUCUUCUGCUUUCAUCUCAUGCUCAGUUUCCCUGGUUCAGUUCUUUCUCAGCCAAAUGGACAUCUCUAGACUAGUUCUGUUCAACUCUCAAACAGUUACAGCUUUGCCUCUUCUUCUCUGUCACUGUAAGUUGUGAGAGCCUUGAACUUCAAAUCCAUCUAAGCUUUUGAAUUUGCUCUGAAGAAACAGCAACAAGAUCUGCAUAUUUACUCUGCAUGUGCAUCAGGAGCCCUGCAUACAAACACAGCCGGCCAUUUUUCCUCAUCUCUUCGCUCGUAUUGUGAGAAUAAUUGUAUAUAUUUGAAGUUUUGCUAACCGGAAGAGGUGUUUGUGGUGGAUCGAGUCGGAUCGACGCAGAUCGAACAAAAUCAAAUGGAAUUGGAUCGCAACCGAGCGUUGACGCGGAUUCGAGAGGAGUAUAGAGAGAUUGAAUCCAAUCCCUCUGACGAUUUCAUGUGCGGCCAGCUCGAGCGGGAAGAAUUUCAAUUUCAAUGGCAAUUUGCAGUCAGAGGCGCUAAAGGAACUGAAUUCGAGGGUGGGAUUUAUCAUGGGCGUGUCCUGUUUUCGGGGGAAUACCCAUCUAAGCCUCCUUCAAUCAUACCUUUGACGGAAAAUGGUCGCUUCAAAACCCAUACCGAGAUCUGUUUAAGGCGACUGGAUAAAUGGAAGCCAUCAUGUAGGGUGCGAGAUGUUUUGGUUGAUUUCAUUCAUUCAAUGCCCACCAACCCAGAUGAUGAAUUGUGUUCAUUAAAAUGCAGUAAGGAAGAAAGGCUUGCCCUGGCCAUCAAAUCGCGUGCAGCAGCCACAAAAGAUAGCCCUUUUGACUUUGAACGUCAGAAGUUAAUUGAUCAGAUUCAUAAAUAUAUGCUAAGCAAGGCACCAGCUGUUCCUUUUCCUUCCAACGGCACAGGGAGCGGUGCUGUUGUCUACAACGUCCCCAACGGCACAGGUGGCGGCGUUGUUGUCUACAACUUCUCCAACGGCACAGGCGGCGGCGCUGCUGUCUACAACUUCUCCAACGGCACAGGCGGCAACGUUAUUGGGAAUGCAUUUCAAGCUACCAAUUCCGACAGGGUUGGAAUUUUGGGUUCUAUGAAUGAGGCCGCGGUUGGAAUUUUGGGUUCUAUGAAUGAGGCCUUCAUCAGGGGUGGAGGCCCAUUGGUAACAGUGUGCUCCCGGACUACCAUUUCUACCAUUAUCUCUAUUUUUUUAGUUUUACUUUCUGUCCUCCAAACACUCCAAACACUUUUAGAGUUGGAGAUGUUACCAAAUAUCAAAUUUAAAUUUGAUGGAUGAUGUAGCUAUUUGACAUCUUAUACAGUUUUACACUCUAUUCGA
This is a messenger RNA of Prunus mume (Japanese apricot), 1400 nucleotides long. Its product is annotated as ubiquitin-conjugating enzyme E2 32-like. The record is from RefSeq and is a predicted model, not a curated record. Lineage: Eukaryota; Viridiplantae; Streptophyta; Magnoliopsida; Rosales; Rosaceae.